Molecule: messenger RNA, 4273 nt
Organism: Medioppia subpectinata
Lineage: Eukaryota; Metazoa; Arthropoda; Arachnida; Sarcoptiformes; Oppiidae
Source: the annotation of a GenBank genome assembly
AUAGCUAUGGUUUGAUUCAAAAAAUUACUUUUUAUCGCUAUUUUUAUUUCAAUUUCAUCUCAUUUUUUGUUUUUAUUUUUUAUUAUUUAAUUGUUUUUUCAUUUGUUUCAAUCGUUUACUCAAUAUUUAGAUAAUAUUUUCAAAUAAUAUCUGUUUUAAUGAGACAUAAACUGAAAUGAAUAACAAAAAUAUGACAAUCAAUGCAAACAAUAAUAACAAUGUUUUGCAAACAAUGCCAACAUUUUUGUCUCCUUUGGGCCCGAAGUCGACCUCAAAUAAUAGCGUCAAACAGAGCUCAUCGGGGAGUGAGACGGAUGUGUCGACCAACACAUCCACCGAAAACCUGUCCCCUGAAGAACGCUUUGUCCUCCGAAGUGGUGUCCGACAGGAACCUCAGGGCGAAGAGACACUGCUGUCGAUCGGGUCCGGUGUGGACGCCAUGUCUCUCAACAAUACUCUUAUUAUACAUCACAACAAAUCUCUCGAUGGUUUACAAUAUCCGUCGGUUUCGCCGCUUCUUUACGGCCACCGAAUCAAUAACCAAAUCAAUGAUAACAACAAUCAUAACAAUCACAACAACAAUAAUAAUCUAAAUAAUUGUAAUAAUAAUCUAAACGAUACGACAAAUAAAAUACAAUCAAUGGCUGCCAUGACUUCGACACAAUUGGGAUCUCUUUUGCCAUCAAAUAAUAAAUUCAAUUCACAUAUAAAUAAUGUAUUGAUACGAAACAAAUCGCCGCCUAAUCUCCAGUUAAGUCCGACCCGAACCUCAAGUUACGAAUCGGUGCCCUCGAGUCCGAACUCAUUCAAUAAAGCACUUCUUCAACACUUCCAACUCAAUAAUGCGAUCGAAAGCACAUCUGGUCUCCAGCAGCCAAUGCUAACCAAUUACUUGAACUCAUUGUCCAGUCAUUGGAAAGUUGGCGACAACUCUCUCAACAGUUAUGAUAUGUUUAAACCUAACCUCCAUUUGCCGCCACCGCCAGAGUAUGAGCGCCAGUGGAACAACUCGAGCCCCAUCUCUGUCUCUACCUCUCCAUCCAACUCAACGACACCCGAAUCCAAAUCAGUUGAACGAUUGCCGACUUCUCGAUCACAUCCCGAUCUCUUGAAAUUCGACGACGAAUUGGCGAUAAAGGACUCCAAAUGUAAUGAAAUGAAUCCUAAAUACAAUAUGAUUGAAAUGUUGAGCGCAGAGAACUCGGCCCUCAAAACAGAGUUAGAUCUCUAUUAUAAGAAAGUUCUUAAACUUCAAAAAUUUGAACUGGAGAUCCAAAAAGUACAUCAAUCGCACGAAGACCUCAUGAGAUCGUCGGAUAAGAAGGAGAUGUUAGAGCGCGCCAUCAGAUAUAAACUGGAAAACGAUUCCCGACGACUCAACCAACAGAAUCGAGAUUUGAAAAACCAAUUGGAAACUGCUUUAAAUCACAUCUCGAAACGACCGAUUAGCGACUCUUUAGACGACGGAGAACUUAAAAAGGAAAUUGCGAAAAGAGAUGUUCUCAUCGCACAACUCCUCUCUCAAAAUAAAGAACUCUUGAAUGAGAAGGAAAGACAAGAAAUUGAAUUACAAGCCCAACGGCUAACACUUCAGGAACAGCGCAAUCACAUCGAUAUUUUGGACAACGCAUUGAUGAGCACUCAAAACAAUGUGAUUAAAUUGGAGACAGAGUGUCGUAAGAAACAGGCGUAUGAGGAAAGGGCUUCACAUUUACAGAAGGCUUUGUCUAAUUUACAACUCGCCAGCGAUAGGAGACUAACGAUGGAAAAGAGAGUUCGGACUCAUCUCGAGAAAGAGAUCGAGAGUUUGAAAAAACAGCAACAAAUUGGAGGACAAAAAGUGGAACUCAGUUCGGAGACAGACAUCGAUGACAUGAAAAGAGAAAUCCGUGACUACGAGGAGAAGAUAAUUUCAUUGGAAGCAGAGGUGACUAAAUGGGAACAAAGAUAUCUCGAAGAAAGCACUCUUAGGUCUAUCGAAGUGAGCGCUGCGUCGGUUCCGAAAGACGCCAAAAUCGCGGCCUUAGAGCGCACUUCACAGGAAAGUGAGAAACUGAUAGCUGAGGCUCGGAGUGACAAACUGAGACAUAUGGACGAACUGCACGUCGCCAACAAGAAGAACGCAGAAUUCGAGGGACGCGUCAAAGACAUGGAGUCGAAACUCGCGGAGAAAGAAGCCAUGAUUCGAGUCCUGAGACAACACUCCAGAGACAAAGACGUGGUUUUGCAGAAGACUGUGUUGGCCAACAGACACACGCGAUCGGCCAGCACUAUGGGACUCACUUCCACUUCAGGCUCUCAUAACUCGAAUCAAUCCAAUACUGGAAUCAAUACAAUGAGGACAACACGCGAAGAAUUAGCCCAAAGUAACUGUCAGUCAAAUGACUUGAAUUCUCAAAAUGGAUCCAACGAUACGAACAAAUUGAAUCUCGAAGAACAGCUCAAACAACUAGAUUCCCGACUCACGAACAAAUUAGAAACCAAAAUACAGAAUGAAUUCUUAUUACAUAAAAGUUUUAUAGUGAAUAUGGGCUCAAAGAAUUGCACAGCAAGACCCCCGCCGGGAGACUGUAGUCGGACCCUCAUUCCGGAGACUCCCGGGGCUUCGGGAACACUAUCAUUGAUAGGCUGUACUCUACAUGAUUUAGUUAAUGGUCUGCACAAUGAAUCACACGAUGACGACAACCAAUUGGUCCACAGAUUAGCUCAAAGUGAAGACAAAUUAAAUAAAUUCAAAGCAUUGGCCGUCAAACUGAAGAAAGAGCUGAACGACACGAAACAACAGCUCUUGAAGUCGUCUUCGGAUUGCAAUGAAUUGAAAGCACAGCUCAAGACUCAGGACAGGGAGAAGAUAUCGGCCUCUUAUCAACAAAUUGUCUCCAAUUUUCAGAGUUUGCAAACAGAAUACGACAAAAUCCAAGACCAAAACGAUUGUCUCACUUCUCGUAAUAAAGAUCUCGACAAAGAUUUAGCCGAAGGGCUCAACGAAUUGACACGAUCUAUGGAGGCGUCCAGGAAAUUGGUUACAGGUAGGGUGACCAACCGUCCCGGUUUUGAGCAUUUUGUCCUGUGUCCGGCGAGGGUCAGACCGGGACAGGGACGGUCAAAUAGUGAAUAUGGGCUCAAAGAAUUGCACAACCCCCGCCGGGAGACUGUAGCGGACCCUCAUUCCGGAGACUCCCGGGAGCUCUGGAACACUAUCAUUGAUAGGCUGUACUCUACAUCAACAAAUAGUGAUUUAGUUAAUGGUCUGCACAAUGAAUCACACGAUGACGACAACCAAUUGGUCCACAGAUUAGCUCAAAGUGAAGACAAAUUAAAUAAAUUCAAAGCAUUGGCCGUCAAACUGAAGAAAGAGCUGAACGACACGAAACAACAGCUCUUGAAGUCGUCUUCGGAUUGCAAUGAAUUGAAAGCACAGCUCAAGACUCAGGACAGGGAGAAGAUAUCGGCCUCUUAUCAACAAAUUGUCUCCAAUUUUCAGAGUUUGCAAACAGAAUACGACAAAAUCCAAGACCAAAACGAUUGUCUCACUUCUCGUAAUAAAGAUCUCGACAAAGAUUUAGCCGAAGGGCUCAACGAAUUGACACGAGUUAGAGAGGAAUUGGCAGAAACUAAGGAUCAAAUCGAUGGACUCAACGCUACCAUCACUUCAAUCAAAGAUGAGAAACAAAGUUUAGAGACAAGAAAACGAGAGUUUGAAUCGAAAGUAAUUGUAUUGCAAAAUGAGUUGGAUUUGGAGCGCAAGAGGAAUGUGGCCAACAGUGGGUUAGAGCAGACAAUCAGUGAACUUCACCAUCAAUUGGAUGAGAAGACCACUGAGAUUAUAGAUAUCAGCGAUAGGUUUGAGAGCGCAAAGCAAGGCAUCAAAAAUUUUGAUGAAUUGUUCGCUGAAAAACAGGAACUCAUAUCUCGUGUCGAGUCCUUAGAAAAGGAGAAUUUAAUUUUUAGAGAAGACGUUCAGAAAUAUAGCGAAACAUUAGAAACACAAUUGUCUGAAAUAGAAAACUAUAAAAUAAAAGGUUCGGAACUGACGGCACAUAUCAAUAGUUUGGAGACUCAGUUGAGGACAACGAAUGAAACGUUUAAUAAAAGUGUGAAGAGUUUAGAAACUAAAGUGAAUGAAAUGCGUUCACAAAUCACUUGUUUGGAGAGUGAGCUCAACGCCAAAGACGAGAAGUUUGAAGAAUACAAACAUAGAUUCUUAAACAACACAACGAUUCCCAAAAUAAUGAGCGAAACUCAAAACAAAUGUCGGACUUGGAGUCAACUA